Messenger RNA from Vigna umbellata (rice bean), 754 nucleotides. The record is from RefSeq and is a predicted model, not a curated record. NCBI's taxonomy places the organism in Eukaryota, Viridiplantae, Streptophyta, Magnoliopsida, Fabales, Fabaceae.
AUGGGUUACAUGCAAGUAGAAGAAUUAUAUUACAAUGUCCAACAUGUUUUACAUAAGGUUGAUGAUGAUAAAGGAGCUAUGAACAUGAUGAAUGUGGCUAAGUAUUUAGGGAAAGUGAACCUGUAUGUUGUGCAUGAGGUGGACGAAGCAACUAUCUUAGAAAAUGAUGAGAAUGAGAUUCUUUACCUAUGUGAAGGUCAUGCAAAGAGUGGUGAGGGUAGUGGCGUGGGAGGGGAAGCACAUAUUGAGGGUGGUGAAGAAGGAAUUAGAGACGUAAUGAAGGGUACAGUAGAGGUUGAUAAUGACUAUGCAGUGGAUGUUGACAAUGAGGAUGCACGAGAUGUUGAGAAUGACGAUGCAUUGGAGGUUCAGAAGGAGGAUUUACUGGAUGUUGACAAUGAGGAUUGCCUGGAUGUUGAGCAUGACGAUGCAUUGGAGGUUGAGAAGGAGGAUUUAGUGGAUAAUGAGGAUGGUGAGCAUGAGGAUGUAGAAGAUGUUGAGGUUGCAGUGGAGGUUGAGAAUGUGGAUGAAGUUGAGGAUGUAAGUGAAGAAGCAUUGGAAGUGGAUAAUGAGGAUGAAAUUGAGGUCGAAAGUGAAGAACUAGUUGACGUGGACAUUCAGGAUGGAGGGGAGGUUAAUAGUGAAGAAGAAAUGGAAGUGGAAGUGGACAGUGAUGAUGAAGCAGGAAUGGAUGAUCUAAGUGGUGAUGAAUACGUGGAUGAAGACAGUGAAAAAGAAACUCAACAAUGUAGGG